Messenger RNA from Phytophthora infestans T30-4, 993 nucleotides. Its product is annotated as ATP-binding Cassette (ABC) Superfamily. The coding region runs from base 1 to 993 and encodes 330 amino acids. NCBI's taxonomy places the organism in Eukaryota, Oomycota, Peronosporomycetes, Peronosporales, Peronosporaceae. Gene Ontology annotation, molecular function: ATP hydrolysis activity; ABC-type transporter activity; ATP binding. The transcript has 3 exons. The record is from RefSeq and is a predicted model, not a curated record.
AUGGAAGUUCGAUUCGAGAGUUUAUCUGUCUCGGCCGAUAUUGUCGUGAGGGAUGAGACUCAACUCCAGGUAGAGCUUCCAACGCUCUCAAAUGUCGUCAAAACAGAAUUAAGGCGAAUGACCGCUUCGAAACGCGUUGUCACGAAGCAAAUACUGCGAAAUCUGAGUGGAAUACUGAAACCUGGAACCAUGACUCUUGUCCUUGGUCAGCCAGGGUCCGGCAAGUCGACGUUCAUGAAGAUUUUGAGUGGGUGCUUCCCGGUGAAGAGUAAUAUUACGGUGGAAGGGGGAAUGACUUUCAACGGUGUUCCUCAAGAUGAAAUCCGCGCAACGCUGCCACAACUUGUGUCGUACGUGGAUCAGCAGGACAAACACUACCCAACAUUGACGGUACAGGAAACACUCGAGUUUGCGCACGACUGCCAUGCCAUUCGUCAACUUGGUCUUGGUAGUUGCCAGAGCACAGUAUUGGGUGAUGCUAUGCUACGUGGUGUAUCGGGUGGUGAGCGUAAGCGUGUAACAAUGGGAGAGAUGGCAUUUGGUAACGAACCCGUCGUUAUGCUGGACGAGAUCAGCACGGGUUUGGACAGCGCUGCAACUUUUGACAUUAUUUCGACACAGCACGAGCUGGCUAACACCUUUGGCAAGACGGUGGUGAUUUCCUUGCUACAACCGUCCCCCGAGGUGCUCGAGUUGUUCGACGACGUGAUGCUGCUGAAUGAUGGCUACGUACUAUACCAUGGCCCCCGGUCUGAAGUGUUGACUUACUUUGAAGCUUUCGGCUUCAAGUGUCCAGAUAGCCGAGAUGUGGCCGAUUUCCUGUUGGAUUUGGGGACAGACAAACAGCAUCAAUACGAAGUGGAAGCAGCUCCAAGGAAGCCGAGCGAGUUUGCUCGUCACUUUGAGCGCUCUCGUGUUCACGCGCAAAUGCUGGAUACGUUGCAUCAAUACCUCAACGCUUAUCCAGCGCCAACUGAAAGUGUUUUCCCGUGA